This is a messenger RNA of Labrus bergylta (ballan wrasse), 3212 nucleotides long. It is a transcript of the gene gprin3b, whose product is annotated as GPRIN family member 3b. Gene Ontology annotation, biological process: neuron projection development. NCBI's taxonomy places the organism in Eukaryota, Metazoa, Chordata, Actinopteri, Labriformes, Labridae. The record is from RefSeq and is a predicted model, not a curated record. Gene Ontology annotation, cellular component: plasma membrane.
UCUGCUGCUGCACCACGUUGCCUGCAUGCUGGACCCGCUCAGUCUGGGAUAGCGCACAAACACGAGGGGUUCAUUUCACGAAAGGUUCACUUUUUGUCAUUAGCAUAAGUCAACGCUCGUAAAGACCUCAGAGGCUGCAUCCAUCGGUGACUCAUUGCGCACGAUCAUUCAGUCACUCAGUGAGCCGGGGCGCUUGAAUUUUUGCGCUCUUCCGCGGAGGAUCGAUACCAAUAAAAAAAAAAAAAAAAAGACCCUUAUUCUCGUGGAAGGCGUGGCUUUUUUUUUUUUUUGUCACAGACACAUUUUGAUUUUCCAUAUUCAUUUCCAAGGUUUUUUCUCAUCUCGCUGGCACGGACGCACAAACGGCACCCCAAGGUGCGGGACAAAAAGCAUCUCUCAAGGAAACUGCACAGAGUGGCUGAUAUCUCGCAUCUGUUUCCAUCUUUGGAUUACAAGAAUAUUUAAAGACUAAAAGAGUGAAUCCAGUAUGGGAACUAACCCAAAAAGGACAGUGACAGUCCAGAUGGUGCCUCAGCUGGCCGUGGUGGACACGCUGGGCAACAAGGAGCCCAACGCCAACUGGACUAAAGAGCCCAACCUCAAACUGUCUCUGACUGCUUCUCCCACUAACACCCUAAAAACAGCUUCCACGGGGGGUGAACCAGUUAGCAGCACUGUGUCAGACAAACCAGCGACUUCUAAUGGAAACAAAACAGAAUCUGAAAAUGGGAAAAGUGGAGAAAAACAGAUACCUGACCUGUCUCUAGGUGGGGGUGAGUCCGGAGACGACCGGAGGGAUUCUAACGCCAAUAUGAAAAUGUUAAGCCCGACUGAUGAGAAGGAUAUCUGUAAGGGCGCUGUGUCGUCUGCUCUUUCGGCGUCAAAGGCCGACAUGCUUACCAAUGACUGCAGAAUAAAAGGGCUAAGUGCAGCUGAGGAGAACUGUGCACAGAUGACAUCCUCGACAAAUGCUCCAGCACAAGAGGAAAGAACAAAACAGGUUUCUCCAAAUAAAAACCUCAACAAUGCCUGUGAGUUAAGACAUAAUGCAGAAGAACCACAGCAGGAUACAAAAGGGAGUUUACCAGCUCAAAAAAACAAGGACACUGCUGUUCAACAGAAACCUAAAGAGACCGAUCAUCCACAUAUCUGCUCAAAAAGCUCUCUCAGUCCACAGCAGAUGUCUAAAACAAUACAAAGCACGGAAACAUCUGUAGCCCCGCUUAGUACAAACAAAGAUGCAGAAGCCAGAUUCUCGAACAAGAAUUCCACUGCAACACAUUCAGAGAAAGAGUUAACCCCGGCAAAGAAACCGCAAAUCUCCUCAGAUAAACAUCAGCAAGUGUCUUCACAGACAGCCUCCUCUGCUCUGCCUCAGGAUACAAAAAACAUGGCCGCACUCAGACAGGUGGCCGAAGAAUCAAGCCAGAAAAACACAGCUGUCUGUGAAGGACAGCAGCAGCCCUGCAAGCAGUACAGGGAAGCUGCUACGAUGACCUCAUCCCUGUCCCCGACCCCGGUCAAGCAGCGUCAAGAUAUGGAGGUUCAAGCAGUGGCAAAUACGUGCAGCAAGAGUGUGGCCACAAGUCCGAGCUUGCUGCCCUUCAAUGUGGCUCGCAGGCCGAGUGGUAGUGCAAGCGAAGAAGCGCAGACCCUGGCUGUAGUCUAUAAUGCUGAUGGAAAUGUGGGACUACAUCAUAUAAACAUGAGUAAUGUAUUAGCACUUCCAAACGAUUCCAGGUCAGAGAGAUUCACAGUGGAGGCAGAGAUGUGCCCAAACCAGAAUGCGAGUGUGGUCUUUAACUCGGAUGCUUUGUCGGACAAAAGGCUGGAAGCAAAGCCUAAAGACCCUGGGUCAUCUCUCUGCAACACUCAGCCCGUUUAUCAAAUCAACAUUGAACACAGCAACCUCAAGGAGCAAGGACAGAUAGGUAACUCCCAGAAUAAAGCAUCUGUAGUAAAAACAGCCUCUGCGGAAGAUCCUUCUCUCAAAGUGGGAGUGCCCCCAGAGACAGUCAGUGCUAUCAAGUCUGGACCUGCUGACAGAAACAAUGAAGCGCUGUCUCAGGCUGCUGUUUCAACCAAGCCCAACCAGGCCCUGCCAACCACAACAGCAACAACAACAAACACCACAUCAAAGUCAGCACCCGCUAAAAAUAAAGCUGGACGUCCUGAGGAAAAGGAAAAGGAUAAAGAUGGAGGUAAAAGCCGGGCGAAGGAGGGGAAAUCAAAGCAGAAGAUAAAACUGGAGAAAAAGGAGAAAGAGGAUGACCAGUCAGCGAACGAGAAAGGGAAGAGCGUGCAUGAUGUCGUCUGGGAUGAACAAGGGAUGACUUGGGAGGUGUAUGGGGCCUCUGUGGACCCAGAAUCUCUUGGUUUUGCCAUUCAGAGCCACCUGCAGUGCAAAAUCAAGGAGCAAGAGAGGAAACUGGUAGCCCGCACCUCGAUCAGGAAGUCGGUGUCUGGGGUCGACUCGCCGCAAAAAGGCAAGAAGAACAAAAGGAGGCAGCAGAACAUUUUCAGGUCAAUGCUGCGAAAUGUCAGACGACCCAACUGCUGCGUGCGCCCCCCUCCCUCCUCUGUCCUCGAGUAGUAAAGGCACAGAGGUAAACUACAGUAUGGGACUCCUCCCUUGUUUCCUAGAGGUCAAAAUGUUUCUCCCCCCCCCCCCCCCCCCUUUUACUUUCCCUCCCCCCUCAGAGAUUGCAAUGCCAAGGGCGAGGCGACCAUCCUUGUACGUAAGUAAACCGGUGAUGUAGCAUAAAGAGUCAAACUAUAUGUGAUGUUUGUGAUCAAAGAAGGUAGAAAAUAGACGUAUACAAUGUACAACUUAUUUUCUAGAGAUAGAUAUAAAAAGAGAGAGAAAAUACUUUUUUGUAAUAAUCGGCAAUAAUAAUAACGCAUGUAUAUUACAAAGGAAGGUGUAUGACUUUAAAUGAAGCUUAAACCUCUGCAGUGAAAGACACUUAUUAUGGGAUACAUGUACUAUUUACUGUCAGAAUAUUUGAGCGAAUAUAUUAAAAAGACAUCUCAUUUCAUUUAUUGUAUUUAGUAUGUUUUUUGAGGUGUUUUUCGGGGGAAUAUAUUUAUAAGAUUGCUGUAUUUUCUUUUGAUGCACCUUUAGCGAGUGAUUAUGUUGUGCAAAAAAGGGACAGUGUGCAUAAAAGCACUAUUUAAUCUCUGGUUUUCUAUUAAAACAAAGGAAAAACUAA